CCGACCACCACCUCGCCGUUUCCCAUCUCUGCCUCUCUCAUCCACCCGAGCGGACGCAGUUGCGCUUCACCUCACAGCGCACUCGGCUGUAGGCACCGCAGCCAGCGCGUGCUCUGAUGGAGCCGCCGCUGCUGCCCACCGCUGCCUCGCCGCCACGGCGUCUCCUGUCGCAGCCGCAGCCGCCGCUGCUGCUCGCCCGCUCCAGAGGCGCGACUUACAACGCUCCGUCGUCCGCAGCCGCCGACGGCCCGUCACGGCUGCCCUACGGCGCAGUCGUUGUGCCCGCCCGGCCGCCGCACCGCCUCUCCUUCUCCUCGUCUGCCGCGCCGCGGCUGCCUGCCGGAGCGGGCCUCGACGAGACCUUUGCCUCUGACUCGGACGAGGAGCCGCAGGUUGCACCGCUGCGCGUGCGUGACGCCAGUAUGGGCGAGGCGAGUCGUCCGACGUACGUCGCCGGUGCUGCCCUCUCCGCCUCCUCGUCGCACGAUGGGCCGCUGCAUCGGAGCGUCAAGCGGCCGGGGUACCAACACAAGCGCGCCGCGUCGAGCAUAAGUGCAGGCAGCGCAGCAUCCUCCAGCACAGGUCCUCGUGCGCCCUCGACACCGCCAUCCUCGAUGCCGCUGCAUGACGGCUCGUCGCCGAUGCAUCGGCCAUUCACGCGCGGUGAGGCCGAGAUGCUGGAGGCGCUGCGUCUGGGCGGCGGAACGACGAGCACGGGCCCGCACUCGCCCAGCUCGGUCAUGCGUCGUGCGGGCUCCUCGAUGCGCCGCGCCAGCUCGGACUUCAAGCGCAUGCUGGCCUCGAGCGGCGCAUCUGGCAGCGGUAGGCGCAAGAAGGAGGGCGGCAGUGUCGACCUGCCUGCGCCGACGCCGCGCUAUGAUGGUGCGGUGGGCGAGGCUCCACCGCUCUGGACGCUUGGGCGUGGUUCGACUGAAGAGCUCUCAGACCAAGAACUCAGUAAGCCGCAUCCCAGCUGGUGGUCUCCAAGCCGCACGCCGUCGCCUGCCACCUCAGCGGGCGGCGCCUCUGCGCACUCGCGUCCCUCGUCGCGCCGCUUGUCCUUCAUCUCGGCAGCACGGGUGCAGGCGCAGCUCAACGCCAUGCCAGUGCCAGAGGCGGAAGGCGAACACUUUGAGUUUGCGCCGACGCCAGCGAAGCCGGAUGACGACGACGGCAGCAGCAGGGCCGCUCGGGCACUGCGCAGCCUCAAACGAGCGAGCAACGGCGCGCUCAGAAGGGCCAGCUUUGCGAGCGCCUCCAGCGACGGCCCGCUGUACACGCUGCCACCAACUGCGAGCCCGACGCCUAAGGUCAUUCUGCUGCCAGAAGAAGGACAGCCUACGCAUGCGUAUGCCACUCCAGAUCGGACCCCGUCGCGGGGCCGCGCAGGCUCCGAGUCUGCCACUCCACGGGCGAUAGACAACCGACUACUGCUGCAGCAGCCAGAGUCUCCUACCGAUGGGCGCAGCUCCGUCACGCCUACUCCUGGAUCCGCAGCGCCUGUGCUGGCCUCUCCCUCUCCCACGCCUGGCAGCCGCGGGCCACUGGGCGCGGCUGCUGUGUGGCGGCGAGCACAGAGAGAAGCGAGUGCUGCGGCCUUGGAGCGUGGCGCACCGAUGCUCGACGCAGCGCCGCCUGCCGUCGCUGCCGAAACUUCAGGACCGCCGGCUCGAGGCGCGCCUUCCUCUGCAAGGUUGCCACGAGCGGCAGCCAAGUCUAGCGCAGACAGCAGCGCGGGCGAGGGCGGCCGGACGGGAGGUGACAUGGUCGGCGUGGGCGCUGGUGGCGGCGCUGGAGGUCCACGAGGCUGGGGAACAAGAGGCACCAGCAACGGCGGUGGAGGCGACGCAGCUGGAGGUGGACAUGGCGGAGCGGGAGGAGGCCGCGGGCCACCGAAUGGCCGGAACGGGGCGCCUGCCGCAACCAACGGAUCUGGCUCCCAGUCGCUGCACUCGCUGUUCCGGCGGCAAGAGUUGGUCGGACGAGGAGCGUACGGAGCGGUGUACCGCGGCGUGCACGUGCCGACCGGCGGCGCCGUCGCUCUGAAGGUAGUGAAUCUGGACACGCCGGAGGACGAUGUGUCGGACAUCCAGAAGGAGGUCGCGACCUUGACCCAGCUGCGCGACGCGGAAAGCAAGAACAUCGUGCGCUACUGGGGCUGCUGGCUCAUCAAGACGGAGCUGUGGAUCGUGAUGGACUUUGCCGAAGGCGGCAGCGUGCGCACAGUGAUGAAAGCUGGCCCCUUGUCCGAGCGCUUCUGCGGUCUCGUCGUGCGCGAGUCGCUCGUGGCCCUGUCCUACCUGCACAAGUCCGGCAUCAUCCAUCGCGACAUCAAGGCUGCCAACAUCCUGCUGACGGUGCAGGGCCGCGUGCUGCUCUGCGACUUUGGCGUCGCAGCGUCGCUGGUCUCGUCGAGCGUGCACGCCAAGCGCUCGACGUUUGUGGGCACGCCCUACUGGAUGGCGCCAGAGGUCAUCACCGAGGGCAAGACGUACGACCAGAGCGCCGAUAUUUGGAGCCUGGGCAUCACGCUCUACGAGAUGGCGUGCGGCAACCCGCCGCACGCUGAGCAGGAGCAGAUGCGCGCAAUCAUGCUCAUCCCGAAGAGCAAGCCUCCGCGCCUGCCGGUCGACGGCAACUUCUCGCCGCUGAUGCGCGACUUUCUGGCGAUGUGUCUCAACGAAGAGCCGCGCGAGCGACCCAACGCAGACGAGCUUGCGAAGAGCAAGUGGAUCAAGAGCUUUGCCAAGACGCCCAACUCUGUGCUCAAGGAGCUGCUCAACAACUACACCGCAUGGACCAAGAGCGGCGGCAUGCGCAUGAGUCUGCUUGGCGCCGAGGCUGCUGACCUGAACGACGCUGGUAACCGCGACUCGUUCAUGUUCGAUGGGCGCGAGAGCGACGACGGCUGGGUCUUCAACACUCUGCGCGACCACGAAGCGUACGAUGGAUUUGACGAGGACAUCGUCCAGCCGCAGCCUAUCCGUGAUCACCCUCUGUUGCGUCUCUUCGACGCUGCUGAUGGCACGCCGGCAGUCGAGACUCUGCCGGCAGAGAACACAAGCGCACUGCGCCGUCCGGGCUCGCCCAAGGCGAUACCUUCGCUGUCCACCCUGCGGGCGGCAGACGUGCGCCCGGCGCCACCGCCGCCUGCUGGCGUCGCGCCAGUGACUGCCGCCGCCGCUGCCAGCGCGGCUGCCGCAGAGGACAAGGCGAGCUUCGCAGGGAUGGGCAACACACCCUUCCGCUUCGGCGGCGGUGGCGGCGACUCCAGCGCGCUGGGCACGCCGCGCGCGGCAGCCUUCAAUCCGCCAGCAGCAAGUCGGCUCCGGGAGCACCGCCCGCAGCCGUCUACGGACAGCACAGAUCCUGUCACGGCAGACACGUCGUUUGGCGACACGACCCUGCCUCACAGCGGGUCCACCUCGGCCGGCACCUCACUCAGUGGCCACGCCCGACAUGCGAGCAAGUCCAGCCUGGCGCACCGCCGCGGCAUCAGCAACAUUUCGGGUGCGUCCGACAAGUCGUCGGCGUUCUCGAACGCGCAGGAGAGCCUGCCCUCGGAGCUGCCGCAGCAUGCGCUGUCCGCCUCGCCUUCGCAGAUGCGCGGGCCACGUAUCGUGCCACUCGACUCCAAUGCAGCUGCGCAGGCGCUCAAGACGGCCGUCGCUGCUGGAUCGCUCGGACGGCCUCCAGGGCCGACGCGUGCAGCCACAGAGCAGCUCGGGCAAGCAGGCGAAUGGCCCGAGCCUCAAAUCCUGCGUGCGCGCUCCGCAGGGCCGUCAGCCGAUGACGGGCCAGCGUCUGCGCCAGCACAGGCCGAGCGCACGGCGGCCCAGGCUGCGACAGCUGCACUCGUGGCUGCACAGCGCUAUGCUGCGCAGACACCAUCCUACGGCAUGCGCAGCCGCAGCGGAAGCCGCAGCCGGCCAUUCCAUGCGUACGACGGUGCACAGGCUGUCGCGCCCGCCCUGCCUGGACGCAGCAUCUCUGCGGCGCCCCACACCACCUCCUUCCGCGAUGCCGUGGCCGCGCGUCACUACGACCUGGCACCGCCAGGCACACUGGACCUCACCGACACCCUGCCGCCCUCUCCAAGCGUCUCGGCCUCGGCCUACUUCCCGCCUAUGUCUGCCACCAACAGCCAGCGCGCCGCGGCGGCCUGGGGCCCGUCGCCGCUGCGGCCCAGCGCCGGUGGCCUCGGCCGGCCAAUCGUGCACUCGCGCCUGCAGCACGGCGGCAGCGACCCUACGCAGAUCGCCGGCUUCGCCCGCACCGACUCGGGCGACGCCGCCGACGGCAGCGGCUGGCCAGGUGUCCCGCCAGGUCAGCCGACUGGUCCGCGCUUGCGUGCCCUCGACUUCUCCAACCUCGACGCCAACGGCGGCGUCCACGCCGAGCUUGCGCGCGUCGUCGACGACCUCGGCGCCUGGCUCGACGUGCUUGGCAUGGGCCUUGCCAGCGCCAUCAGCGUCGAUGCGGCGACGCAGAACUAGACGCGCCGCGCCCCUCUGGACCACACAUCGUCACCUACCACUGUAUCCACCACACCCCCGGGCAUCCCUCGCGUCACCCAAAUGCACAUCACCGGAUCCGAUUGACGUGCAUGCCUGCCAGG
This is a messenger RNA of Tilletiopsis washingtonensis, 4618 nucleotides long. RefSeq lists its product as hypothetical. Lineage: Eukaryota; Fungi; Basidiomycota; Exobasidiomycetes; Entylomatales. The record is from RefSeq and is a predicted model, not a curated record. Gene Ontology annotation, molecular function: protein kinase activity; ATP binding. Gene Ontology annotation, biological process: protein phosphorylation. The transcript is spliced from 4 exons. Bases 117 to 4496 code for a protein of 1459 amino acids.